CGGUCAAUCAGGACGGAUGUGGACGAAGCCCGUCGUCAAUCGUAGUGUGAUUUUAGCCGUUUGAGAGUUGGUGGUGGGACACUCCCCCGGACUAUCGGACAAUCGUGACUUCCAGGAAAUACCGCUCUCGCUGCAGUUUCAGGAUUUUGGCGGUUGAGGAUUAACACAAGGAUUAAGUUGGAUACCCCUCUCUCUCUCUAGGAUUAGCAGUUGUGGCAGCUUGUUUGCACUGGAUUAAGAGCUCAUUCGAGUGUGAGUGGCCGAGUGUCAAAAAUGAUGAUGAAUCUGUUUGUGCAUCGCUGGAGUGCCGAGCCACGAAUGCAACGUGAUCAAUCAUUAAACGUGGCCAAUUUGGGGGUGGUGCCACGUGCGAGGAAAUGAUGUGGAUACAAACCCAGUGAGUUGGAAAACUAGUUUAUACAGGCGGAAACGUAGUGUGGCGAGAGGAAAAUUUGUUCAUUAGCGUUUGACAAAGAGCGACGAUGCUGCCACGUUUUUGAAUGGUUUCAACGCAAGUUAGCUUAUAGAAAAAAGGAAGCAAACCGGUGUGCUCAUGUGAGGGCGUAUGUAUGUGAUAAUCUUUUGGAAAACAUAACCUACAAGGUAGAAAAGAGAACGUAAAUAAGCGUGAAAACCCGUGAGAGGAAAAUGCCAGAGGAUUAUUCACCGGACAGCAUAGAAGCAGCACCCGUUAAGGAUAUAUAAUUUGCGGAAUCUGGUGUUCUGGUAUGCAGCAGAAGCCUCGAGGUCUCCUUGUUCCACGACGUGUACGACAUCACGCACAUGGCUCGAGGCCCCUUGAGGAUAGGAGAAGAUGCCUGGUCUGAAUCCGGAGAGUGCUGCCUGAUUCAGUGCCGCCGAUGCCGCACGGUCCUGGCCGACUGUUCCGCGACUGUGUCAUCGUUGUUUUUACUGUUGUAGUUGCCUAUGGAUGUGCUUCAUCACCACCGUCUUGACGCAUGGCUAUGUACUACUAUGCAAGCAAAUUAUCAGCAGUCGCAUGUGGCACCCGGUGCCGCCAAGGAUUAAGCCGGAGGCAACGCAUUCGUAACAGCCAAGCCCGGAACCAGGCCAAAAAGGCCGACGACGACGACGAGUCCGACGAUAAUGGCAAAGAUAAAAAGACCCUAUCAGCGUCGUUGCUGUGCGAAACUACCGACGACACUAUAGUGAUAUCGCUGAAAACGUCCGAACAGCCGGAAGUGUGCUGCGAAAGUACGCCCACGCUGACGCACUCGACGACGGCCCUCGGAACGGGCGGGGUUAUGUACGGAAAUGGCAACAUCGUGUCCGGACCACUCGAGUCCCUCAUCGACCUGCUGAUGCCGGCCAACGCCGAUGAUCUAGACCAGGAGUACGUAUUCUCGUUCCUGCUGUCGUGUAGGUUUUUCAUCCGCACCCACGAGCUGCUGGGAAAGCUGCUCGAGACCUUGCCCGAGCCGGAACCACUCGGUCGGUUGGUGCCGCUGCUGGCCGUCUGGACCAAAAAGUUCCCGUACGACUUCCGCGACGAACGGAUGAUGAACCACGUUAAACAUAUCGUAGCUAGAUGCGCAGAUACUAAAUUAGCCGAUGUGGUAUCUGAACUACUGUGUGCCUUGUUAGCUCGUCUAACCGAACUUGAGAAACACGAGGAAGAACUCAAAAGCUAUCAAUCAACUGUUGACAAUAAGACUGAAUCAAUAAAAUGGCCAAAUGCGUCCCAGUUGGCGCAACUUUUGUGCCGCAUCGAACGGAACCUGGCCAAACACGUGGGACCGGAAGAGUUUGUGCAGUGCAAUGCCAACCUGCUGAAGGACCCAAAUCGGGAGGACUUUACGCCGAAAGCCCCGGGCUCGGGACCCGGUCCCACUGGAGGCACCACCCUGGACGGCAAGAAGACCUGCAACCUGGAAAGCUACCUGGAAUGGUCCGCCCGGUUACGGUUGCUGGUGGCAAAUGAGAUUUUGAAGUGCCAAAACAUCCAGGACCGGAACGAGGCGGUGGAGCUCUGGAGUGGGGCCGCCCAGUACUGCCUGCUGGUGGGGAACUACAACAGUGCAACGACCAUCCUGGAGUCGCUGGAUAUUCCACCGAUCGCGAGAUUACAAAUCACGUGGAGCAAACUUUCGUCGACGACCAGCCAACAAUUGGAUUGUAUGCAACGUCAUGCGGAAGGAUGUGGCAAUUUGUGGAGCAAACAGACGGCAACUGGGCCCAGCUCGACCACGUUGGACAAGAAGCGGAAACAACAUCCAUCGUCAACGGGAUCUUCCACGGUAUCGCUGGCCACCGGGCCCAAGUCGGCCAAGCCGAACGAGUGGGUUGUCGUGCCGGUUUUUGUGGACAUCGUCAAGUUGGCGCUUAAAUCACGGGAGGACUGCUGUGUACGACUCCCGAACGGGCACAUAAAUAUGUCCGCAUUUGACCGGUUGGCCGCGGUCGUCGGCGCGUUCACCAGGCACAUGGCCCAGGUCAAUCAGACGCUGCCGGACGUCGGGGCGUACGGGCACCUGUGUCACCACAUGCAGUCCUGCCGACUGCUCAACGAAACAGAGCUCAUGCUGGCAUCGUUCGAAUGCGAGGGUGCGACGGUCGCCGAGAAAGAGCUGUACGACGUUACAUAGCAGCAUCAGCAUCGACAUCAUCGCAGUUAUCACCACAAUAUUCAGCCCUGCUGCUGCUGCUG
Messenger RNA from Culex quinquefasciatus (southern house mosquito), 2668 nucleotides. Its product is annotated as ras-GEF domain-containing family member 1B. Gene Ontology annotation, molecular function: guanyl-nucleotide exchange factor activity. Gene Ontology annotation, cellular component: plasma membrane. Gene Ontology annotation, biological process: positive regulation of GTPase activity; Ras protein signal transduction. NCBI's taxonomy places the organism in Eukaryota, Metazoa, Arthropoda, Insecta, Diptera, Culicidae. The record is from RefSeq and is a predicted model, not a curated record. Bases 960 to 2606 code for a protein of 548 amino acids. The transcript has 11 exons.